AUGGAUGAAACAGACCCAGAAAUUUUGACUGAUUCAACUACUGCAUCAGGUGCAAAUUUGACGACUACACAAGAACAAAUAACCGGUCCACGUGUAUGUAAAGUGUGUGGUGGUGCUGCUCAGUAUUCAUAUUAUGGAGCUGUAGUAUGUCAUUCUUGUAAAGUAUUCUUUAGACGAAAUGCAGAAAGUCGAUCGGUACCAUCUAAAUGUAAUUUUGGUGAUCAUUGUGAAAUUAAUAUUAAUAGUCGUCGAGCAUGUUCACAUUGUCGACUGGCUAAAUGUUUUGAAAGUGGAAUGAAUAUUGAAAUGAUUCGAUCUUCUUGGAAUAAUGAAACUAAGAAAAAACAAAAAGAAAGACGAACAACUGAUUCAACAUCAUCAGCAGUAUCAGCUAAACCUAUUGAAACAAAUCAACCUGAAGUGCUUCCUACAUUAAAUCUCUUACAAGCAGAUCAAUCUACAUUAACCGUUGAUCAAUGGAAUCAUCUUUCGAAUUUAGUGCAUUGCUUCGAUGAAUAUAGUGGAUUUUCACUUGUACAAGAUUUUAUUAACGAGCAAACUACAUUACCACCAAAAUUUCGUUUUAAAUAUACAUCAGUUACUAAGUUCUUUACAUCGAUGAUGGGUAAUGUUCAAUUAGUAUUUGAAAAGAAUCGUGAUCUUCUUUCAUUAUCUUCAAGUGAUCGUACUGCAUUACUUCGUGAUACAGUAGAAUAUACAACAAGUGUUGGUGGAGCUUAUAUAUUACGGCAAGCUCACCUGUUCGAUUAUCCGGCUUUUUCUGAAUCUGCUGAACUUAUUUUUCGACCAGCUGCAGUAGCUGCAACUAAACGUUUAAUUGAUCAACUCGAUCCAGAUAUUAUAUUUAUGAAAAUUAUCUGUGCAGUUAUUGCCUUCUUAGUAUCAAAUUAUACAGUCUACUCAUCAGAAACCGUAUCUCAUAAUUUACCAGAUGCCAUAAAAAUCAUUCGUGUUCAAGAUAUGUAUACAGAACUAGUAUGGCGUUAUUUACUCUAUAAACAUAAUGCCCAAGAUGCUGUUUUAUGUUUUACGAAUUUACUUCGUUGUCUAUUACUUGUCCAUGAUUCAAUUGUUAAAUCCCAUGAAGCACGACAAUUUAAUGAAUUAAUGGACAAUGUUGUUGAAUCAACUGAACAUAAACUAAAUCUUCAAAAAUGA
Messenger RNA from Adineta steineri, 1179 nucleotides. The record is from the annotation of a GenBank genome assembly. NCBI's taxonomy places the organism in Eukaryota, Metazoa, Rotifera, Eurotatoria, Adinetida, Adinetidae.